This is a messenger RNA of Closterium sp. NIES-65, 2631 nucleotides long. Lineage: Eukaryota; Viridiplantae; Streptophyta; Zygnematophyceae; Desmidiales; Closteriaceae. The record is from the annotation of a GenBank genome assembly.
AUGGUGCGCCCCGCUUCUCAGUUUUGGGAGCACGUCAUUAAGAUUAAGGAUGACGAAGGCAACGUAGUCGGUGCUACCUGCAUUCAUUGCAAGAAUCCUGUGACGGCUAAUGCGACUAGGAUAGGCGAGCACAUGUUCGGCACUAACAAGAGGGACAAGAACGUUGCGAUGUGCAAGUCGGACUACGCUAAGCAGCUGCGGGCGACAGCCGAUCAGGAGCGCUCGACCACGGAAAAUGCUACGGGAGGAUCAACCCGUGCCUCCACGUCCUCGGUGGAGGCGCCGCCCGUGCGUCGCUCCCGGCAGCGAGAUAUCCGUGAUAUGACGGACCAAGUUGCGCAUAAUCGCCUUGAUUACCUGUGGGCUGCUGCAGUAGCCGAGAACGACCUCGCCUUCAACGUCAGCAAGUCGAAAUCGAUCCAGGCGUUCGUUGACGCGGUGAUCAUGUACGCGAAACCGUACACUCUCCCAACCCCGUACAAGGUAUCCGGCCCAUUGCUGGACAAGCUGAAGGCGGACUCCGAGGACCUGCUGCGGCCGGUGAAGGAGAGCUGGAAGACCAGCGGGUGCUCGCUCUCCGUCGAUGGAUGGACGGACAUCAAAUCCCGCGGUUUUGUGUGUGUCAUCGUGCAAAAUGACACCGCACCCGUCAUUGUCGACAUCGUUGACUCGAAGACCGUAAAAAAAACCGGGGACUACUUGGCAACGCUUAUUCAGGGAGCCAUCACCACUGUGGGGCCGAAGCAUGUCGUCCAAGUCGUGAUGGAUAACGCUUCGAACAACAAAAACGCCGCCAGCAAGCUAAGCGCGGAUUAUCCCCAUAUCUUCUUCACCAACUGCGCCGCCCACUGCCUCGACCUCAUGCUGCACGACAUCGGCAAGAUCCCUGCGGUGAAACUCGUCUUUUCCCAAGUGCAUCAGGUUGUGAUGAUGAUCAAAGGCUCCGCCUCGGCCGUGGUCUUGUUCCGUGAGCUUUUUACCAAGCUCUCGUUGGUGCGGCCUGGUGCAACGAGAUUUGGCACCCAGGUCAUCAUGCUCGGCAGGUUCCUUGAGGUGAAGCGCGCGUUGAGGGCGAUGGUAAUCAGCGAGGAAUGGGAGGAUGUAGCGGUGGCACGGACGGAGGAGGGGAUGGAGGUUAGGAAGCUGUUUUUGGACGACGUUUUUUGGGACUGUGGGACGGCCGUGCAUCGCCUCAUGACUCCCAUCUACGAGGUUCUCCGCGCCGUCGACACACGGGCUCAAGUCAUGGGGCAGCUGUACGGCCUCAUGCUUGAAGCCACGGUGAAGACUAAUGCGGCGGCUGAGACGGCUGAAACCGCACACUUCAUCAAGCGGACGGGUCUGCUGUUGCCUAAGGACAGGAGCACUUUCCUCACCUCCAUCAAGGCGAUCAUUGCCAGGAGGUGGGAUGCACAACUGCACAACCCCCUGCAUGCCAUCGGUUGGCUCCUCAACCCCCGUAACCAGUACAUUGGGGAGGUAAGGAAUGACAAGGAGAUUAGGAAGGGGGUGGAUGAGGUAAUCCAGGCCCGGGGCGGAGAUGUGCAGCAGCGCAUAACGCUAGCUGCACAGGUGGCUCAGUUUCACCGAGGGGAGGGCAGGUUGGGCUCUGACGAUGCCCGUUGGGCAGCAACUACCUUGGUGGAGGCGGGGCGCAUGACGGAGGCGGAAUGGUACUGGUCGGCGCUGGCACGUGUGCAGAGGCGCGACCGGAACCCCCUCACGGCGAAGAAGAUGACCGACGUCACCUUCGUCGCCUUCACCCGGCGGGCCCGUGAUGCCUUUGAUCGAAAGGCAGCCCUGCGUUCCAAGCUCUAUCAGGACCUGGGCAACGGCACCCUCAGGGAAGGGGCUGCCAUCAUCCCGGCCGAAGUGGAGGUGGAGGAAGGGGAUGCGGAGGAGGAGGCACCCGUGGAGGAGGAAUGCACCAUUGAUUUGUCGGAAUUUGGGAGCAUCGGCAAGAAGAGGAAAGGGAAGGCGGGUAAGUCAUCUAAAGGGAAGAAGAGGGGGAAGGGCAACGGUGCAUGCAAGGGAAAGGGGAAAGGAAAAGCAGGGGAUGCGGAGGAGGAAGAGGAGGCGGAAGAGAGCGGUGGGGAGGAGGAAGAGCCUGCCCUGAAUCCCAAGGGGCGAUAUGCCUGGGAUUGCAGCGACGGUUCAAGUGGGGAGGAGGAGGAGGAGGAAGAGGAUGACGAGGAGUAUGACGAGGAGUAUGACGCGUUGAUGGCAGUGGCGGCGGCUGUGAGCGAGCGGCGUGGGAGCGUUCCCGAGGGAGAGGGGGAGAAGAGGCAUAGUGGUGAUGGCGCCAGGAGCAGCGACAAGAGGAGAAUAGCACGCAGCGGCAGCAGACAAGCACUAUGGUGUGCGGCUGAUGGUGCAAAGUGUCGCAACGACGGCACUGCUGCUGCUGAAGGUGAUACGGAUGAUGGCGAAACCGGCGAUUUCCUGCGUUCCCUAGCCCAUCUCGGAGGUGCUGCUACCACCCAUCCUUUCUCCCCUUUCGUUUUUGCCCCCUCAUUGCUUCGACUCCCUCCACUCGACGCGUCGCUCUCAACGCGGCACCUUCCUGCCAGAGCCAUGGCUGUGCGCUUGUCGUUGAAUCGCAGCACCUUUCUGCAAAAAGCAGACGGCUAG